Drosophila hydei is the source of this 360-nucleotide messenger RNA. Its product is annotated as histone H2B-like. The annotation marks the transcript as partial. Gene Ontology annotation, molecular function: protein heterodimerization activity; DNA binding; structural constituent of chromatin. The transcript has 2 exons. NCBI's taxonomy places the organism in Eukaryota, Metazoa, Arthropoda, Insecta, Diptera, Drosophilidae. The record is from RefSeq and is a predicted model, not a curated record. Gene Ontology annotation, cellular component: nucleosome.
AUGACAACUUAUACUUUUUUCCACUACCCUACUUUUUCAGGUAAACGAGACAAGUGGAAAGGCGCCAAAAAGGCUGGCAAAGCCCAGAAGAAUAUUACCAAGAAUGAUAAGAAGAAGAAGCGUAAGAGGAAGGAAAGCUACGCCAUCUACAUUUACAAAGUGCUAAAGCAGGUCCAUCCUGACACUGGAAUCUCGUCAAAGGCCAUGAGCAUCAUGAAUAGCUUUGUGAACGACAUUUUUGAGCGUAUUGCUGCUGAAGCCUCUCGUUUGCCCACUACAACAAAAACGUUCUACGAUUACCAGUCGGAAAUCCAAACUGCAGUCCGUCUUCUGUUGCCCGGAGAGUUGGCCAAGCACGCU